Molecule: messenger RNA, 3223 nt
Organism: Megachile rotundata (alfalfa leafcutting bee)
Lineage: Eukaryota; Metazoa; Arthropoda; Insecta; Hymenoptera; Megachilidae
Gene: MED16
Product: mediator complex subunit 16
Biological process (GO): positive regulation of DNA-templated transcription
Cellular component (GO): mediator complex
Molecular function (GO): protein binding
Source: RefSeq, a predicted model, not a curated record
GAUUACAAAACAUGCAUUUGUAUUUCAAAUUUAUUCAUUUGAUGUUACAUCUGUAACUACAGUCCACACCAUAACAUAAUGAAUAAUAAACAUAAAUUGACCAAAAUUGAGCAACAUGUUAUACUUUGAUUAUGCCAUAAAUACAGGUACAGGAGAUUCAAAUAAAUAAGGAGAAGACGAUGCAGAUACGAAUUUAUUAAUAUAAGUCAGCUUUGCAUGGCAAAAAGCAAAUCAAAACAAACGGAGCUAGGUUAAAAUGUAUUAACACUUGCAUAAUAUCGAUGAACAAAUCUAUUAAUGUACCGUUUAUAUUGGUUGUACUUGAAGUACAGUUUAAUGUUUCAAAGCUCGUUCAUAUGCGGGAUAACUAAAAAUAAUGGGAAAUGUCUCAUAAUUGCGAUUGACCUAAAUCAGAACGGAGAAUGCAUAUUCGGAUGGAUUCACAUCACAACACAUAAGUUUAUCACAUGACGCAGUACUGACGACCGCUUGCGCGUACAUAGCUUUUUUGUCGUUUUUCCGGCAUAGUUUUGUUAUGUUGUCUUUUAUAACUUGAAAAUUGUAUACCAUAUUCUUGUAUAUCGCAAUGCACAAAAGUAAUAGGCAAGAAAUAACGGAGUGCCUGCACUCGUGUUUAUAGUGUUUACUGGCCUGUAACAUAACCUCGAAACGAUGGAUUUAUUGUAUACUGUAAAUAGAAAAGUGACUCCGAAACCUUUUAUAAAUCAAGAAAGUAAUCAAAUUUUUAGCCUGUAUGAAGGACAAUCUUUAUGCUCACUAUCUAGCCGUAAUAUAGCAGCAUUCACUACAACUACGGAAUUAGAUGAUAAUAGUGGUAAAACAUGGGGAUCUCAUGUUUACGUCUGCGAUUUAAAUAUGCCUUGGCAUACGCACAAGGUUUUGUCAAGCAAAAAUACUAUUACUGCAAUAGAAUGGGAUUUGCCAGGUGAUAAAUUAGUUAUUGCUGAUUCCACCGGAAAUGUUCAAUUAUGGAUGUUGAAAGAUCAUGUUCUUAACGAUUGGGUGUUAAUUGGUUCCACCUGUUUUGUUGGUGAAUAUAUAUUAGGUGCAGCUUGGUUUCAUAAUGGAAAGAAGACUGGCCUUGUAACAGAGAAAAAAGAUAGUAUUCACUAUAGUGAGAAAUUUAAUCACUUACCUUUUGCUCCUUCUGUCAGACAAUUUGGUGGAAGAGCAGCAGAAGGUGUAUUAGUUGUAUCAACUACGGGUAUGGUCGGUGCAGUUAUGAUUACAAAAGACUUUCAAAACCCUAUAUGUUCUUCAACGGAAAGUUUAGGCAGCAUAAGACAUAGGAUAACAGCAGUUGAUCUGUGUUAUGGAAAAAAUGGCCAUAUUUUGGUAGCUGUAAGCAGCGGAAAUAUUUGUUUACCAAUUAGAUGUUACAGAGUAUUAGUUCGCAAAAAUGAUGAUAAAUGUACAAUUAUAUCCCAAGCACUUCCAAGUUUCUUUUUACAGGAUGGUGUACCAAAAGACAAUACAUAUACAAAAGUAACGCAUUUGAAGUUUGUAGUUAGAGAAGAUGCUGAUUCUUUAGUUGUUGCUGUUAAUAGUGACAAUGGAGGUAUUGUAGAGGUAUGGGAAUUAAGAGAAAAGUCACAACCAGUUCACAAAAUGUUUCAGCCGAAAACAUUAGAACCAUUUAAAACUAUUGUGGUGUGGCAGCAUCAAUCACAAUAUCAUUGUCAGUCCCCUAUAGCAGCAAUAGCAACUACAAAAUUACCUAUAGUCACAACAUCGCCUCUUCCAAGUUACGUUAUAGUAGCUUUGGCAGAUUCGUCUGUGCAUUGUUUAAGCCGCGAUUGCCUAAAAGAAAUAGCCUUAUCGUUCUUAAAUAUGGCAUGGAGACCAGAGGAACCGAAUAGUAAAUAUUUUAAAAGUUCGGUUUCUGUAACAAGCAUAGAUCUAUCAUGGUUAGGUUGCGUGCUUUUAGUAUGUGAUACCCGUGGAAAUUUAUACUUAUACAAACUACUACCUGAUGGAGGACCAUCACUAACCCUAAGUUACGCUUGUACAUUGUUGGAAUAUUGUUUAAUAACAGGACUAGACUGGUUAGAUAUACUUUUAUGUCUAAGAUCAUCGAUGAUCGAGCCACUAUGUGAACGACUGGACGUUUCAUUUAACAGACAAUUACAACCAAUACAACAAUACCAUUACAUUCAGUUUCUUUGUAUAAAAACGUCGUUAUACAGAAUGUUAGUAUCAGGACAGAGCAAAGCAGCAGAUCUGUCGUCGUUGCUUAUGAUACAUUCGGUAGCAACAGCCUUUAAAUCCUUGCUACGACCGUCUGAUUUAAUUUCCCACGAUAAGGGACCAGCUGAAAGUUUAGCAGCGGUGAUCAAUGACGCGAUCGCUGACGUAGAUAAGGUACUUUUGCAUCUCGACCCUAAAGAAUUUACCGUCGAACCAAGCACGCUUCAGUCGUUACAGCAAUUAAUUCAGUGGGUUGCCGAUUUGGCACUGAAUCUCCUAGCUCGUCUACCGGAACAACGACUGCAAAUGAAGUCCGGAGGCUACGAACUAUUGAAGGAUCAUAAGGCUUUGAAUACUCUGAGGGAAUUGCUCGUAAUCAUAAGAAUAUGGGGUUUAUUGCGACCUUCGUGUCUACCAGUAUUUCUCCGUAGCGCUGAUAAUCUCGAUGUCUUGGCCUUGUUGUUCCGUUUAUUAUCAAAACUGGUUCAACCAAACGGAGACACUCAGGCUCAACAGAUAGAUGAUGGCUUAAUCGAUGAUUGUUGCCUGUUACCAAAUCAAAUUAUGAUACCACAAUUGCACCAAGGCAGUAGCAUAAUGGCUAUAGCUACACCCAUACUUUUUUAUCAGAGUUUCCCAUUACAGCUGGAAUAUGGCAUAGAACCUGAACAACUAUUAUUUGUACCUGAACUUAAUCCAGUGGAAGGUUGUAUGCACACUGGCCAGAUUGUAGAUGGUAUCAGACACCUAUAUCUUGGGAAACAACCACUUCUUGUUAAGCAAUGUACCAGGUGUGGCGGAAAAGCUCAAGUUCAGAACAUGACGAGAACAGCCGCCAUUAGAGCAUGGGAUCAGCGAUGGGUACGAGCAUGUCGUUGUGGUGGUAUUUGGAGAAUUCAUAAAACAUGUCCAUAAAUCAUUUGCUGGAAGCUGUGCAUUAAUGAAUUUUAUGUUACAACAAUUGUACUUGCAAUUUUGUAAAUUGUAAAACAAAUAACAUUAAACGAUUUUUUAA